UGUGCGCGUGUGUGUAUGUGUGUGUGCGUGUGUGUGUGUGCGCGCUAGGCUCCGGUGUUUAGAGCGCACAGCAGCGCGGGUCCCCUUAGCUUCACGAGGAGAGAGACAGACAGACAGACAGAGAGAGAGAGAGAGAGCGCAUGUGAGUGCCAGUGUGUGUUUAUGUGUGUUUCUAUGUGCAAGCGCGAAACACUCUUCCCUUCUGAUGCUCUCAUUUGUGACCACGUCUCCGAUGUCUUCCAAGCGACCAGCCUCUCCAUAUGGGGGAACAGAUGGAGAGGUAGCCAUGGCGACCAGCAGACAGCGAAUGGAUGAUGGGGAGACUGACGGGCACCCUGUCAUUCACUUACCCCUCAACUCCUACUGCAGCAAGGUGUCCCCUCGCUCCCCACGAGCGCCCGACAGCCCCCCGACUCUGCACAGCUCCAUGGAGCACGAAAGCAGUAAGGGGCUGGACCUGAGCCCGUACCCAGCCCACAGCUCCUCGUCCCCGGGCAAGCCGGCACAGGAGGAGGGCGGUCGGCUGGGCAGUGAGUCGGGUGGUGGUGGCGGCGGCGGCAGCGGCAGCGCGUCCGUGGGAACGCCAGAGAGACGCAAAGGCAGCCUGGCCGACGUGGUGGACUCACUGAAGCAGCGCAAGAUGGAGGAGCUGAUCAAGAACGAGCCCGACGAGGCCCCCAGCAUCGAGAGGCUCUUAUCCAAGGACUGGAAGGACAAGCUGCUGGCCAUGGGCUCUGGUAACUUUGGAGAGAUCAAAGGAACCCCAGACAGCCUAGCGGAGAAGGAGCGUCAGCUGAUGGGCAUGAUCCACCAGCUGACCAGCCUGAGGGAGCAGCUCCUGGCAGCCCACGAGGAGCAGAAAAAGCUGGCCGCCUCGCAGAUCGAGAAGCAGCGCCAGCAGAUGGAGCUGGCCAAGCAGCAGCAGGACCAGAUUGCCCGGCAACAACAGCAGCUUCUCCAGCAGCAGCACAAAAUCAACCUCCUGCAGCAACAGAUCCAGCAGGUCCAGGGUCAGCUCCCCCCCCUCAUGAUUCCUGUGUUCCCGCCGGACCAGAGGACCCUGGCAGCGGCGGCCGCCCAGCAGGGAUUCUUGCUCCCGCCUGGAUUCAACUACAAACCUGGCUGCAAUGACCCUUACCCGAUGCAGCUGAUCCCCACCACCAUGGCAGCGGCUGCCGCGGCGUCGCCCGGCCUUGGCGCCCUCCAGCUGCAGCAGCUCUAUGCGGCGCAGUUGGCAGCCAUGCAGGUGUCUCCGGGGGCCAAGCACAGCGGCCUCUCUCAAGCCAACCUGGGCGGCACACACUCCCCCACCGGCGGCCAUGACAAGAGCCGCAGCUCCACACCACCGCCCAAGCACAAGGAAGAGGGCGCUGCUCAGCCCCUGAACCUGUCCGCCAAGCCUAAGACAGCCGAGAGCAAGUCACCUACCUCCCCCGCUUCCCCACAGGUCCCCUCGCUGAAGAUGGGCUCCGGGCUCCUCAAGCACAGCAACGCCCCCUCCAGCGCCGGAGGCCCCACCAGCCGACUCAGCUCCAUAGACUUGCUGUCCUCCAUCAGUUCGGGGGCCUACCUGAAUGACCAUGAGGCCGUGACCAAGGCCUUCCAGGAGGCUCGGCAGAUGAAGGAGCAGCUCAAGAGGGAGCAGCAGGUGCUGGACGCCAAGGUGGCCGCCGUCAACAGCCUGGGCCUCAACAACGGCCGCGCAGACAAGGAGAAAGCCGCUCUGGAGAGUCUGAGCCAUCAGCUAAAACAGACAGAGGAGAGCAAGUUCAGUCAUGCCAUGAUGGACUUCGGCAUGAGCGGAGACUCUGAUGGCAGCCCUAGUGUAUCAGACUCGCGGAUGUUCCGUGAGGCCCGCGGUCGGGACCGGACAGAGCCUCACAUCAAGCGGCCCAUGAACGCCUUUAUGGUGUGGGCCAAGGACGAGCGCAGGAAGAUCCUGCAGGCCUUCCCCGACAUGCACAACUCCAACAUCAGCAAGAUCCUGGGCUCCCGCUGGAAGUCCAUGACCAACCUGGAGAAGCAGCCGUACUACGAGGAGCAGGCGCGCCUGAGCAAGCAGCACCUGGAGAAGUACCCCGACUACAAGUACAAGCCGCGGCCCAAGCGCACCUGCCUGGUGGACGGCAAGAAGCUGCGCAUCGGCGAGUACAAGGCCAUUAUGAGGAACCGGCGUCAGGAGAUGCGCCAGUACUUCACCGUGGGGCAACAAGCCCAGCUUCCGUUGGCCUCAGCAGGCGUGGUGUACUCAGGCGCCCUCUCCAUGGCUGGCCUGCCUUCCCCCCAGAUGCCCUCCGAACAUUCCAGCAUGUCCAGCAGCCCCGAGCCCGUGGCCCCUCCCACCAGUCAGGCCUCCGCCUACCUCAGCAGCCCCAUCAUCAAGGGGGAGGAGCCCCGUAUCAAGCAGGAGCUGCGUCUGGAUGACAGCAACGGCGACGCCUACGAGGACUUUGAAUACGACGACGACGAAGGAGACUACGUCAGCGACAGUGAGAACCACAUCACCGCCCAGUGAUGUGGCCAAUCAGAGUCCACUGUCCGGUGAAAUCAGCCAAUCAGAACCCACCAACCUCUGCAUCAACCCCACCCGUUCACUCACAACCCCUUCCCCAAAUUGAAAGGACUCGAAUUGAAUCGGAGCCGCCACCACCCCACCCCCCCCCCCCCCCCUCUUGCUGAAGUCCCCCCCAUACCCCCUCAAACCAACAAGCCAAGCACAGGACAGAAACUGUCAAAUCACGUUGACUGACUGUUACACAAACACAGGUCUGGCAGGAAGUGCAAGUGGCCAUCUUUGGAGACAGCCAUUGUGUGUGAUGCCAAGCCGCUAACUGAAGCCAACAGGAGUGGAGUCAUUGACCACCUACCAGACCAUGUUUGUUGUUAAAAAAGACGUUGUUGUUGAAGAGAAAGAUUUUAAAAUCAAGAGGACCUGAUAAAGUCGAUAAAGUAAAA
Clupea harengus (Atlantic herring) is the source of this 2955-nucleotide messenger RNA. It is a transcript of the gene sox5, whose product is annotated as SRY-box transcription factor 5. Gene Ontology annotation, biological process: cell fate commitment; regulation of transcription by RNA polymerase II; positive regulation of chondrocyte differentiation. The transcript is spliced from 15 exons. Gene Ontology annotation, molecular function: DNA-binding transcription factor activity, RNA polymerase II-specific; RNA polymerase II cis-regulatory region sequence-specific DNA binding. Lineage: Eukaryota; Metazoa; Chordata; Actinopteri; Clupeiformes; Clupeidae. The record is from RefSeq and is a predicted model, not a curated record. The coding region runs from base 206 to 2515 and encodes 769 amino acids. Gene Ontology annotation, cellular component: nucleus.